Messenger RNA from Verticillium nonalfalfae, 2916 nucleotides. RefSeq lists its product as uncharacterized. Bases 1 to 2916 code for a protein of 971 amino acids. Lineage: Eukaryota; Fungi; Ascomycota; Sordariomycetes; Glomerellales; Plectosphaerellaceae. The transcript has 5 exons. The record is from RefSeq and is a predicted model, not a curated record.
AUGCCCGAGUACGUCGGGCUCAACAGCUCGAAUCUCUUUGAAUUCGAAGAACGACUUCUACGAGACCACAUUCUGGCAGACAACAGCUCCGGCUCCGGCAUCGAAUACGACGAAUAUGUGGUUUACAAAUGGAGCAGUGGCGCCACCACACCAAGCCAUGGUAAUUUGGCCGAGCAUCGACCACAAGGUACCAUCUCGCAUCGAUUUAACCAGGCGGAUAUUCCCGGCUUCGAGAUGCUCAAUCUUGCCUUUCGACAAGACUACCUAUUGGAUCAAGAUGGUGCAUUCGCUACCUCUGACCAGCUCGAUUCAAGCAUGACAGUCUACGGCCGUGUGAGACGGGUCGUGUGCUUUCGCCGAGGCCAUUCUUUCGACCGUGUGGGUGGCCUCAGCAUCACACCAGACGACCUAACUGCUAUGAAUUUGCAUCCUGCGACACUUCAGUAUUCGCGUCGAACGACGACUGAGGGUCGCUUCUGGUCCGUCGACAAGUCAAGAUUGAGCCUAUUAUUGGCCUUCUCGUCGCAUCCUCGAACUCCUUAUGACUUUCUUUCGAUGACAUACGAUCUCAAGUCACGAACAUCGACCGUUCUCAUACGUCAGUCGCACAAUCCUCGGAGAGAUGACUUUCAAGAGCUCGAUGAAUACGACAAUCGCCUGGAGGCAUGUAGGGCGCAAUGGGCGCAUCCCUUUGUCACGCCUGUUGUGCUCCUCCAAGUGCAGUUCGGGCGCACGGAGGAGGCCAUCAUGGAGAACUUGCUCCAUGUCAAAAUCCUCGAGCAGGAUGUUCACAGCAUAUCUGGGUUCGAAGACCCAGGCCUAGAUGACGAGAAGAGGCUGCGCUGGGCUCGAUACUCGAGUCGAGGGGGCUCAGAAGAUUUCAUGCCAGGACCGAUGCACAUGGCCGAUCUCAUGGAGCGGGCGCAUGACGUGCAGAAAGAAUCAAUGAAGCUGUUGGACACGGUCAAGUGGAUGGAGCGAGCUGUCGAGCUUUUGCUCCAGACGGGCGACGAACUGGCAGAAGAGAUGAAUGUUGUGGAGGUCGAGACCCAAGUGUUAGAUGAGUUCGGCGCUCCGACUCCGCUCGAGAUAGGUGACCAAGCAGUGCUCCAAAAGCCGAGAGUGUCGAGAGAGUCUUUGCGAGAUGACUGGCACGAAAUUGAGCAGUAUCUCGAGGGCCUAUUGAGGAUGUGCAUCGCGCUCGAGACCGAUCGUGGCAUGGCCGAGGCUAGAUGCCGUGCUCAGAUUGACAUAAUUUACAGCAAAAUGGCCCAAGAGGACAACAUGCUCAACGCCCGCAUGGCCGUGUCAGCGACGCGCGAUAGUUCUUCCAUGACGGCGCUAGCUGUCAUCACUGCCAUUUUCCUCCCAGGCGAGUAUGUCAGCGGUCUUUUCGGCAUGUCCAUGUUUGACUGGCAGGCUUCAGGUGAAGAUGCCUCAGGUCGGACCGAUGAAAGCGGAGGCGCUCCUGCGGCAGCUCGAGAUCCUCUUCCCGUCCUAAGCCGCCUAUUCUGGGUCUACUGGGUGACGGCGGUACCCUUGACGCUCUGUGUCCUCACCAUGUGGCGUAUAUGGUGGGUGAGAGCAGACCGCUCUUUCCGCAGGCGUCUCUCGCGCGAGCUGAGCGAGAGGCGAAUUUGGACCAAGGACGGCAGGCCGCGUGACCUGGAGCACUCCUUCUGGUACGACUUCUUCUUCCUGACGGCGAUGGGACACGCGAGCGCUGAACCUCUGCCACUGGCACCAACACCACCCCUUUCGUCGCCGGCGGAGAAUACAAAGGUGCCUUUGAGGGGGUCAUCGGUUUCAUUUGUCGUGAAGGUCUCCGUCGGCUGGCAAGCCCUCUUCAGGUGGGAUCGCAGUGCUUCAAGGAGCCUCUCGAGCAUUUGCUCUCUCACCAACUUGACGGCGCUGCAGGGGAACAGACAGCCAUAUAUUCCGAAAUUCUUCAUUAUCCGGGCAAAUAUGAACGACGUUGACAUGGAAGUGAGUCAGGCUGAUCCUGUUGUCGCCUACGAAGACAUGGUACAGAGGUUGGAGAGAGCAGAGAAGCAAAUCGAUCUCCAGCGCUUGCAGAUUGCCGUCUUGGAGGCACAGCAGGCCCCCAUUGCCCCCGAGGUUCCUGCCACGGUCCUUCACGAACUCUUCAGCAAGCUCACGUACGAGAUUAAUAUCCUGGCUCUUCUCUUGACUGGUCCUGUCGCCGUCGAUACGACCCAUCCACGCAUGGCGAAUGGACUUGGAAUGCUCGGUGAGCAAUGGAAGGAGUGGAUCAUCGACGAGGCCACUCGCUGCUCCGUAUUCGAGGCCUUUGUCUGGUACGAGGUUGCUCAGUACUUUGGCAGCCAGCAUCGCGAUAUCUGGGCCGGCAAGAUGGGCGGUGCCUUCAAGGACGUUUGCAAGCAGCUCCGCACCACCUUUCUCAAAGACGCCGACAUGCGAACCCUCCAACACUUUGCCCUCUGGCGCGCCCAGGGCGCUCACAUGAUCACCCAGGCCCUCGGCAACGACGCAGCCACCGCCACAACCAGCAUCGACUGGGACAACCUGACCACCGUGGCAAGCGAGCUCUUCGCCGUGCUGAAGACGUACCUGCCCGUCCAAGACGCCGCCAACCCCGACGCCUCCGUCUGCCACGCCGCGACGCUGCACUACCGCCUCCUGAACGUCUUCACCCUGGCCGUGCGCAUCGACGACGUCCUCCUCGGCAGCAAGAAUCCCAUGUUCCUCGUCUACGGCCGCCCCAAGCGCUUCGACGCCACCACCAUGUGGCCGUCUGUCGAGAAUGCCGAGGUCGCCGACGAGACGCCCGUCAAGUUCCAGAUCAGCCCGAGCAUCAAGAUGAAGGUGCAGCCCGAGGGGGGCGGCGGGGCCGUUGCCAGUGUGUUCAUCACCAAGGCCAAGGUCUGCAUCUAG